Molecule: messenger RNA, 2156 nt
Organism: Cyanistes caeruleus (blue tit)
Lineage: Eukaryota; Metazoa; Chordata; Aves; Passeriformes; Paridae
Source: RefSeq, a predicted model, not a curated record
AUGCAGGAAGAACUUACUAGAGGGCUUGUGAGGGCUCUUAGUACAAACCACUUCCACCCUUGCCAGAGCUUUGACAUUGUCCACUACCAACAAGUGUUCUGUGCUGUUUUUCUCUUGCAGGAAGGCCAGUCCUCAGCCAAUGGCCCAUCUCGAGACAGCCCCAAGCAGCCGGUGGCCCGAGAAGGACACGUGGGCUACCCCAAGCUCCGGGCAGGCUACAUCCCCAUUCCCGUUAUCCACGAAGGCCUGGACGGCCGGCAGCAGCACCCCUGCUUCUCCUCCCCUCAGCCAGGGCUGCAGAGGUACAAGACAGAGGCCGUGCCCGGCCCGGGGCAGGCUCAGCCACCCCUCAGGGGGGCCUCCGGUGGCCCUGAGUCGCCGGCGAGGGGCCCGUCCGAGGCCGCGGCAGCCGAUAAACAAUGUGGACAGACACCGGCAGCUGCGGCGGCCCCGGCCACGCACGGACCUGAGCCUCAACCUCCUGGAGCCUCUGACCCUCCAACAGUUUCCCCUCAGACCUCUGGCAGACCCAAUGCGGGGAGCCAUCCGCUUCCUCGCGGUUAUAUUCCAAUCCCCGUGAUCCAUGAAAACAUGCCACGUCAGCCAGCACAAGCCUACCACCAGGCACAGAAGACCCACUACCCUGCCCAGCAGAGCGAGUUCCAAGCCCACCAGCCAGUGUUCCAUAAAAUCCAGCCAGGGGAGAGGGAGCCCAAGGCAGCACGAGCGCAGUCUCCGUUCAGAGUGGCUCAGAGAGGCUCCUCCAGUCGGGAGAGUUCCCCGGCCAGAGUGAGUGCCCAGAUGCAGCCCCCAGCUCCCAUCCGAGUGCAGACAGGAGUAGAGAGACCCCAGGUUUCUCAGCAACAAGUCCCAGCUCAGGAGCCACCAAGACCAGCCCCUCCUCCUGAAAUCAAGCCUGACAACAAAGCAGCCCCGCCGCCUGAAACGGAGGUGCCCUCCACAUAUAUCCCAAUUCAGGUCACCCACCAAGAACCAGAUCCUAAACUACCACCCCAGAAGCCUCCAGCCAUGGCAGAGAAAGCUGAUAAAAAAGCUCCUUCCCCAGCUAAGGCUGCUCCCCCCCAGGAAAGGCCUCCUCCUGAAGAAGUGGCACCACCAAAGACGAUGGAAACAGAAGAACCUCAAAAGCAUCCCGGUGUUUUGAAAGUGGAAGCAAUUCUGGAGAGAGUACAAACACUUGAGCAGGCAGUCAACUCCUUUGAAGGCAAGAAAACUGACAAAAAGUACUUGAUGAUUGAAGAGUAUUUGACCAAAGAGUUGCUAGCCCUAGACUCAGUGGACCCUGAGGGUCGUGCGGAUGUGCGCCAGGCCAGGAGAGAUGGUGUAAGGAAGGUCCAGACCAUUUUGGAAAAACUUGAACAGAAAGCAGAAGAUGUCCCAGAACCUGUUCAAGUUGAUGGACUUCAGCCAAAUUUUCCAGAGCCUAAGCCCCCGCAGGAGAUCAUGGAGAUUGAACCUGUGGUAGUCAAGAGCAAGGGAGAUAGCAGUAAUAAAAAUGCUAAAGAGGAAACCAAAACAGAAAGACAUCAGCCUGAAACUAAGGAAGAAGUGUUUACCAAUCUCGCCACCACGACAAACACAUCCAAUAACCCAACUGAACCAUAGCCACGUGCUGAAAUUAGGAUCUCUCAGACUUUAUAACUUAGUGUGUUUAAGUGAAUUUUAAGUUGCAUGCAUUUCCAGAGCUCUUUUCAACUGGUUUUAAUUAACAUAGCAGCUUGGGACACCGUAAACACUUUGUAGGGAAAGGAGGGAGCUAGAAAGAAAGUGAUGCAUUUAUCCUUUAUUCUUACACUAUGUAAAAGACAUGUUUCAAAAAUAAACCCUGUACAUUAAUUGCUUUUAGAUCAGCUGAAUGGAAAAGAAAAAUGACUUCAGGGUUAAUAUUGAUGCGUGUUGUUUAAGGUGUAUUCUUUUGCAGGUGAUUUUUGUAAAAUCAGUGGCCUGCAUUGUCAGAAUACCAGUCCUCCUACAAGUAUAACCACUCCUAACAGUAAUGUUUUUACUUUUAAUGUUCACAGUUGGGCACUUUAAUGAUGGAUAGAAAGUGUGUAAGAAACUGUAGGGAUAUUUAUAUGUGUGCAGGACUUCAAUGCUAUAUUUUAAGAGGGAAAUAAAAUAAUAUGGAAGCCUAA